This is a messenger RNA of Knipowitschia caucasica, 792 nucleotides long. NCBI's taxonomy places the organism in Eukaryota, Metazoa, Chordata, Actinopteri, Gobiiformes, Gobiidae. The record is from the annotation of a GenBank genome assembly.
AUGAUCAUUAUGGAGGUUAUUCAUAAAGAGAGUGAUGGGAUAGAGGACAAGCAGCGAGCCGCCAGACGAGAAAGAGCAGAAAAGGAGAAGGUUGAAGCUGGUGAGAAGAAAGCAAAGGGAGCACAUGUCGUCAUGCUGCAGCUUUGUCUGGGGUCAGAACAGCAUUUCUACACGGCAAAGAAACAUAGAGAAACAGCAAGAGGGACCAAAGAGACAAACCAGGAGGAACAGAAGAACACCGAGACAAACCAGGAGGAACAGAAGAACACCGAGACAAACCAGGAGGAACAGAAGAACACAGAGACAAAUCAGGAGGAACAGAAGAACACAGACACAAACCAGGAGGAACAGAAGAACACCGAGACAAACCAGGAGGAACAGAAGAACACCGAGACAAACCAGGAGGAACAGAAGAACACAGAGACAAACCAGGAGGAACGGAAGAACACCGAGACAAACCAGGAGGAACAGAAGAACACAGAGACAAACCAGGAGGAACAGAAGAACACAGAGACAAACCAGGAGGAACAGAAGAACACCGAGACAAACCAGGAGGAACGGAAGAACACCGAGACAAACCAGGAGGAACAGAAGAACACAGAGACAAAUCAGGAGGAACAGAAGAACACCGAGACAAACCAGGAGGAACAGAAGAACACAGAGACAAACCAGGAGGAACAGAAGAACACAGAGACAAACCAGGAGGAACAGAAGAACACAGACACAAACCAGGAGGAACAGAAGAACACAGACACAAACCAGGAGGAACAGAAGAACACAGAGACAAACUGA